AGCUGCGAGCAAAGCCCCCCGCGGCCUCGUUGCUGGGUGUCGCCCCGGCCAUGUAGGUGCCCUCCCUGCAGUGGCACCCUCCAGGCAUGAGCCUUGUCCCAUGCAACCGCUUGCCUGAAGCAAGGGGCAAAGGGAGGUGCCGAGGUGACUACUGGGUUGAUCAUCUGGAAGUGGCGAAGGAGACAACGAACCCCCGCCCCCAUUGGAAGAACAGCGCCUUGAAGAAGAAGAGGGACUUUUCCGGGGAGCCGUCACCCAACAGCACGUGAAAGAGCGGAACGUGGGGCCGCGUUUGUGUGCACGUGAGCCAGGGAGCCGGGCUCGUUUCCAGCACAUUGGUUCCAAGUGGGGCCCCUCUGCAUCUCGCGAUGAUGUCGGUUGAAGGGUCUACCAUAACAAGCCGCAUAAGAAACCUGCUGCGCUCUCCGUCCAUUAAACUGAGGAGAAGCAAGCCUGGGACCAAGCGGGAAGACAUCAGCAGCAAGGUGACCUUGGAGAAAGUGUUGGGAAUCACCGUGUCAGGAGGCAGAGGGUUAGCCUGUGACCCCAAAACUGGUCUUGUCGCGUAUCCAGCAGGGUGCGUUGUUGUGCUAUUCAACCCUAGGAAAAACAAGCAGCACCAUAUUCUAAACAGCUCCAGGAAAACAAUUACAGCUCUCGCUUUCUCCCCUGAUGGAAAGUAUCUGGUUACUGGAGAGAGUGGACACAUGCCAGCUGUUCGGGUGUGGGAUGUGGCCGAACGAACGCAGGUAGCUGAGCUCCAAGAACACAAGUAUGGCGUGGCCUGCGUCUCUUUCUCGCCUAGCUCCAAGUACAUUGUCUCAGUGGGUUAUCAGCAUGACAUGAUCGUCAAUGUGUGGUCAUGGAAGAAAAACAUUGUGGUGGCAGCCAACAAGGUUUCAAGCAAGGUGACAGCAGUGUCAUUCUCAGAGGACUGUAGUUAUUUCGUCACAGUUGGUAACCGGCAUAUCAAAUUUUGGUACUUGGAUGACAGCAAAACCUCCAAGGUGAAUGCCACAGUCCCCUUGCUAGGGCGCUCUGGUUUGCUGGGAGAGCUGAGGAACAACUUCUUCACUGAUGUGGCAUGUGGAAGGGGUAAAAAAGCUGACAGCACUUUCUGCAUCACCUCCUCAGGCCUCCUGUGUGAAUUCAAUGAAAAACGACUGCUAGACAAGUGGGUGGAGCUGAGGACUACUGUGGCAAACUGCAUCUCUGUGAACAAUGACUACAUCUUUUGUGGUUGUGCUGAUGGCACAGUGCGGAUUUUUAACCCUUUGAACCUUCACUUUAUAACUACGCUGCCGAAACCACAUUUCUUGGGGACAGACAUUGCCAGCAUCACUGAAGCCAGCCGUCUCUUCUCUGGCAUGACUGAUGUCAAGUAUCCAGACACGAUUGCCCUGACUUUUGACCCCACCAACCAGUGGCUAUCAUGUGUAUAUAAUGACCACAGCCUAUACGUGUGGGAUGUCAAGGACCCGAAGAAAGUUGGCAAGGUUUACUCUGCUUUGUAUCACUCUUCCUGCGUGUGGAGCAUUGAGGUGUAUCCUGAGGUGAAGGACAACAAUCAGUCCUACCUUCCCCCAAGUUCCUUUAUCACCUGUUCAUCUGACAACACCAUUCGUUUGUGGAACACGGAGAGUUCCAACAUUCAUGGCUCAGCUCUGCAUCGGAACAUCCUCAGCAGCGACCUGAUGAAAAUCAUCUAUGUGGAUGACAACACUCAGUGCCUGCUUGACACUGAUUACAACUCUGGUGGGAGUGCAGAUAAAGCUGACACACAGGUUACAGACACAAAAGUGGGGAUUCGCACUGUGUGUGUGAGCCCCAGUGGAGAACAUCUGGCCUCAGGGGACAGGAUUGGCACUCUCAGAAUUUAUGAGUUGCAGUCCCUUAGGGAAAUGCUGAAGGUAGAAGCUCAUGAUUCUGAGAUCCUCUGCCUGGAGUACUCCAAACCUGACACAGGAUUUAAGCUCUUGGCAUCAGCCAGUCGGGAUAGACUGAUCCAUGUUUUGGAUGCUGGGAAGGACUAUAGAUUGCAGCAGACUCUGGAUGAGCAUUCUUCUUCCAUCACAGCUGUGAAGUUUGCAGCUAAUGAUGGGAAAGUGAGGAUGAUCAGCUGUGGGGCAGACAAGAGUAUCUAUUUUCGCACUGCACAGAAGACAGGGAAUGGGGUUCAGUUUACUCGGAGCCACCAUAUUGUUAGAAAGACUACUUUGUAUGACAUGGAUGUUGACCCCAGCUUGAAGUAUGCUGCUAUUGGCUGUCAAGACCGUAACAUCCGGAUUUUCAAUAUAAGCAGUGGGAAGCAGAAGAAGUUGUACAAGGGAUCUCAAGGUGAAGAUGGCACCCUCAUUAAAGUACAGACUGAUCCCUCAGGUCUGUAUAUUGCAACUAGUUGUUCUGACAAGAAUCUUUCCAUCUUUGAUUUCUACUCUGGCGAGUGUGUGGCCACAAUGUAUGGGCACUCAGAGAUUGUAACUGGGAUGAAGUUCAGUAAUGACUGCAAACAUCUGAUAUCUGUCUCUGGUGACAGCUGUAUCUUUAUCUGGCGUCUGAGUUCUGAAAUGACCAUCAAUAUGCGACAGCGACUAGCUGAUAUGAAGCAAAGAGGGAAGCAGGUGGAGAAAUCGCCACCUCGCAAGACGACAGGACUUAGCAGGCACGAGUCUGUCUCUGUCCUGUCCCCUGUGCCUGCACUCUCAUCAGACAGUGACAAAGAUGGUGAAGAUGAAGGGAAUGAUGAAGAUGAGUUACAUGGGUUGCAGUCUUUCCAAAUUCAAUCCAACUGCAACACUGGGAGAGACUUGGAUCCAGAAUUUACCCUCUCAAGAAGUCUCUCCUAUUGGGAAAUGAGGAGGACAAAGGAGAUCGCAGCAAAUCAGCGUUCUGAAGCAACAAUGAACAAAAUGCCCCGGCAGCGUGGGCGCUGGUCCCAACCAGCCAGUAACAUAGAGAUGACUGUUAAAUCUAUGCUUGACUUGCGCCAGCUGGAAUCUUUUUCAGCUUCUCGGUCCGCUAGCCGAGACUCGCUGUCCCAAACCAGCAAUGGGGAUGAUAAAGAAGAGCAGGCUGAUCUCCCUCCACACAUCAGCAUGGUUGGGAACUCAAUAGCUCCUGAGGAUAACCGGCCCUGUGUCCGCCCCCAGGUGAUCCGGCUUGUGUCCUGUGAAGAAGGGGUUUUUUCUCAGGAAUUGGAGCCCUCUGGGAGUGAGGAAUGUGUAAUCUACCCUGAACAAGAUGAAAUUCUUCCUGCAGAUACGAACAGUGAGUUCCGAGUAAAAGCACUGCCCCAUGGGAAGCUAGGUCGAGGCUUCCCCAGCAAUGGAUGUCCAGAUAAGCACAGCCCUGACAGUGCCUGCUCUGUAGAUUACAGUAGCAGUCGCCUCUCCAGCCCAGACCAUCCAAACGAAGACUCUGAGAGCACAGAGCCCCUCAGUGUGGAUGGGAUCUCAGACCUGGAGGGAGAAGGAGAGGAGGAUGCAGGUACUGGGAUGCUAGAGGGAGAGGUCCCCAGGACUCCAGAUCAAGAGAAGUUCCUCAAGCAGCAUUUUGAGACAUUGACCAUUACUGGUGAAAAAGGUGGAUCAUGUAGGACCCUGGAGAGAACAGAAAACCUCAGCAUUUCCUCUCGCUUUCUCUCCCAGUCCCCGGCUCUCAGGCACUUGUCACUCUCUUCAUCAAAUCUGAGUCUGGGACAAAAAUCCACUGAGUCAUCAGCCCACCUGAAGCAGAUUUCUGCCAACUUGCUAAAAAAUGGCCAUGGCUCUACUAGCACUGCCUUGGAGAAUGGCAGCUUUCUGGACAGUAUAAGUUCCCAGAGUUUGAUUUAUACCCAGAAAAAACGAAAGUCGGGUUUGGAGGCCAGUAGGAUUGCUAUGGGACCUGGAAGAGUUAUCGCACCCUUCUCAGAGGGUAUUGGGAAUUCAGUGAUGAGAAAGGCCCAGUCAGUUCAUGACCUUGUUCAUGAGGAUAAAAAUCCAGGAGUGUUAUCUUCUGCCAAGGAGCGGCCUCAGACACUAGCAGUUGUUGAGAGAGAUUCCAAAUCUAAUCCUUGCAGGACAUUGCCGACAAGUCUGCUAAAGAUGGAUGGGUCCAGCUCCCUGUUGAUUAAAGAUGCCAAGGCUACAAAACCCAAGUCCUACAUGAACCCUACAACCAGUUUUAGGGCCAAGAUGUCACGUAGCAUCUCUGUGGGGGAAAAUCUCCACCUUAGCGAUUCUGCUGAAACAUUGACUGAGGGGAGGACCAGCCCACAGGUACCAGAGAAGAACCAGUUAAAUCCACCGUCAGAGACUGAGAAGAAUAAGCCACCUCUGAAAGAAAAUGUCCCAGUGAAGCCAGCUCUUCAACAAGCCGUAAACUGUUCAUCUCCCAAGUCCUUCCACAGCAAACUGGCAUCAUCGAAUCGGGCACACCUAAUUCUUGACAUCCCCAAACCAUUGCCUGAUAGACCUACAUUGGCUUCUUUCUCACCUACUACCAAAUCCAAAACCCCACUUGAACCAGAGUCUCCACAGUCACCUGCUGGAGGCUGUAAAAAGAAAUCUUCCAUUCCAGAAGGACGGGCUUCUAAGAGGGAGAGCCAGAUUUGUGUGUUUGUUGGACUUAGUAAAGAGAGCCCAGUGGGACCUGUUAAUGAAAAUCCCUUACUGAGGACAGAUUGCCAGGAUGAACCAGAAGUUACUACUCCAAAACUGAAAGAGUUUUUAGAAGGUUUUUACCCUAGUUCACCUGAAAGCAGACCACCCAGAUGCAGAGAGGAGGUCUCCAGCAUCAGCUGUGCGCUAGAAAACCCGCCUGGACUUUGCCCACUAGAUCCCAUCAGGCCAAGGUCUCCCACAACAGUAGCUGCCUCAACACAGGUCUCAGAAUCUUCUGUCAGCCUUGAGCAAUGUGAACAUGUUGUAUCUGAGCUCCAGGACAGCAUGCGAAAGGCCAUUCAUCUUUACCACAUGGUGUCAACUGACAUGGAGUCUUCUACUGACAAAGAUAAGAUAGCUGGCCUUUUGACAGAGACAUUCUCCUCUAUGAAGAAAGAACUGGAUUCACUGAAGGAGGGAGCAGAACUCUCCAAGGCCAAGAAAGUGGUGGUAAAGCCCCAAGAGGAAAUUAGGCAGCUGACUGAGGAACAUGGAAGCACCCUAUCCAGUCCUAGGAGUUUGGGAGAUGAGCAGACUCUGGCUUUAUUGGAACAGUAUUCAGAGCUACUGCUGCAAGCUGUGAAACGGCGCAUGGACAUUUAAAGGGAUGACUUUAAGGAAAAAUGUUUUUUAAUACAUGGAAAUAGCUCCAGGAGGAAGACCACAGUGGAAGACUCAGACAAAUGCUAUCUGCACCCUUAUCUGAAGGGGGAAAAAGAUCUUUUUUAAAACUGCUUUCCUCAGGCCCAUAAAACUGAUUUGCCAUAGUUUUUAGUAAUGUGCUGGCCACAGUUUUAAUAACUUUUUCCAUUGCUCUUCAGCUUUCUGUCUCUGGACACACUGUUUUGAAAAAGAAGUUUAGAGAAACUUGUUAGAAAUUUCUUCAUAGCCAGAAUGUUUGGCAUCUCCAAUAGGAACAAAAAAAUCCAGUUUAUUCAAGAAAUUCUGAACUGCUGACUGUUGAAAGAGAUGUGGAAGAAGCCAAUUGCUCCCUCUCCAGAGUUUCAUCAGAAUCCAAAUGCAGACUCUUAAAAGUUUUAUUUAUUAAUUUAUUAUUCCUGACUGUUUCUCUAAUGUUGUCGCAUGUUAUGGUGGCCAUUUCCUUUCCUUUAUUUUUUGCUCCUUUGUCACAUCCCAGCGAGACACAAUCUCUGUAUUAUAGUAAAUCUCAACAGGGAGGCAGGCUGGAGUGUCUGUGCAAUUACUGAGCUAGUUUCUGCUUCAUCCUGUUUUGAUGAUCUUCUUUUCCCAUGUGUCUGGUUUUCUACCUUCAGUAAUCCUCCUGUUGUCAUGGUUACCCUGUCUGCUUUUCAUGCUUUUUUUAUUUAAAAAAACUGUCUCAGCUAUAAUUUAUCUGCAUUCGCCUCAAGGGGAGAGUACUCUGAUCCUUGAAGGACCAAGGUUUUCAAGAUUUUUUGUUUUAAACCAGAAUGAUAGCAGCUUUUUAAAAAUGAAAUUGACACAGUUGGUGUUCACAUACUUCAGUUUGGGUCUUUCAUCAGACAUUAAAAAUAAGAUUUUAAAUAUUGGAGAAAUGUAAAUACAGAUGCAAAGGUCAUUUGAGUCAUAUUCUGUAUUUUGCAUUUGGAUGUUAAUUUCUUGAUGUCCAUGUGACUUUGAGAAGGAGUUUUUGUGUUAAAUGUUUUCUUGGAGAAGUGGGGUGGAAGGUAGGGCUUCUAUCUCUUUAUGUGAUGCCUUUGAUAGCAGAAAGGAUUGAUACAGCUUUUGAUCCAUGCCAGUUUGAUGCUUUCAUUGUUGUGGUAGGAAAGUCUGCUAAUAGCACGCUCACUCUCUCUCUACAAGAAAACAAUAUUUACAGCCUAGAGAAGCAUAUUCUAAAACCAUUCUACUUAACUACAGAAAAUGACCUCCCAGGAAUUUUGAGUAGCCAGUAUACAUUAUAGGUGUAGAUAUAGGUUAUUGAGGAAUAUAACUGGCAGCAUCCUUCCAUUUAUUUUUUUUUCCUUUAAUGGGUCUCUCAAUUGAGAAAUAGAAACCCUAGCCCCUGCAGAAUUCAGUGUGCAAUACCCUUCUUGCCUUGCCCUUCUCCAACCCAACGAUAACUUGUGCAUUGUUUUGUCUUUGCUUGUACCUAAUAUUGCGCUUUGUCAAUAUGAAUAAGCUAGUAAAAUAAGAUGUGACUUACUUGCCCCCCCCCCAAAAUGGAUAGUUACAUAGAGUAUUCACAUCUUUUCUCUGCCUAAAAUGUUCCUCUUUCACCACUUCUCUUUUUUCAAGACUCAUACAACCCCAGUAUGUCAGCCACGCUUCAGUUAAUCUAUCCUUCAAUGGAAAUGUUUGACAAGAGGUUCUUUAAAGUUGGCCAGUGCACAAAGCGUUGUUCAGUUUUUGAGGACUUGAAGCAACCUUUUUUCCAAGUGGGAGAGCUGCCUGUCUGUUUGAUCCUGUGGUACUCUGGAAUAUGGCCAGCUGGUAACUUGACUUAGAAGCAUUCUGGGAUUGGAGACCUGCAGUGCAGUCCGAUCCAAGGCCAGCUGACCCUUCGCUAUGCACUGCAGGGCCUUUGCUCUAUUUGCUACCUGGUCAUCAGUUCAUUGAGUUUCAGGACUGAAGGCAUGGUAGCAUGAAGGAAAUGUAUUUCUGAGCCUUCCAGCUGGUUCCUCCAUAAACCAAAUCUGUCUUCAGAAGUUUUGAACAUCCUGUGUAACAUUUGGUUAAAUAGGGCUGUAUUUUAAUUCAAAGUUUAAGUCUCAAGAUGUUCUAUCCUGGUGAUCAUCUCCCACCAUUACAUAAUUCUGAAUUGGAUGGUGUGCCAGGGUUUUAUGGGUAGCAUAAAACAUGGGUCCCUCCAGCCAAGGAGAGGGAGCUGUUUGGACAGGAGAAAAGCACUGGGGGUCUCUUCAGAUGAAAGUUCCAGAGGGGACAUUUGCUAGUGGAAUAGAUGGCGGCAAUCAUGUCCAUUUAUAUAUUGUUUUAAAUAGCCCGAUUUAGGCGGUCUUUGUGAUUACCAGGUUUUCUUCCUCCACAUUCAGACUGUGAAAAAGUACAUUUCAGUACACAGGUUUCUUGCUGUAUUAGGCCACAGACUCUCUCAGGUAAAAUAGCAGAUUCUUCAAAGUAUCUUCUGAUACUUAUGAUAGUGGUUUGAGGUUUAUCUUCCUUCUGUUACACAAUUUUAAUUCCCUUUAUUAUUUUUAUGUAAAGAAUGAGGUGGCAACAAAAAAGGGAUUGGAGAGAAUGCUCCAGGAGGCUGGAGGGAAUAGAAAUGUGCUCCAGAGCCAUUCUGGUUGGAUACAUUAAACCAGUCCAUGAUUUAACUUGAAUUGUUGGAGGUAAAAAGGAAGAGCUAAUAGAAUUUUUGGUGCUGUGAACUAGGGCUCCCUCCAAAUAAUUUACUUGAAAUGAACUUUAAAAUAUGAACAGGAUUUUUGUGCCUGCCAGAAUUGGGCUUUGCCUGUAGUCUUGAGUGUUGAUGGGAAAACAAUAAACAAGGGGCAGCUGUCAGGUUAGAAUGGUGCUAGGUGUGGUCUUAAGCAAGUAGAUCAGCCAGGAGUGAGGAGUAGAGUAGCCUUAGAUGCAUUGGAAUAGUAGACGCAGGAGUUUCAGGAGAAUAGUAUUAGGAAUAGAAAUAGGUUUGGGUUCAAGAAUAUAGGUUGGUUAACAAUGGCUAUGAAAGAUAUAGUACAGUAGUCUUAUGGCUUCAGGGAGGUAGAACAAGGACUGAGCGUACAUAGCGGUAUAAAUAGACGGGAAGGGAGAGUUUUUUUUCUAGAACUUUUUUUAUUGUGCCUCUUGUUUUCCCACUUGCUUCUGUUUUGUUUAGAAGGUUUGGAAAGAUUCAACCAUUUACGUAAGGCUUUACCAUUUAAGAAGAGCUGUGCAGCUAAAGCCCGAUGAAAUAAAGGUGAUGUCCCUACAAGUUGGUUGCUGAGAAUGUUUGAGGAAAGAAAGUAUUGCAGUUUCUCUAGCUUGAGAGCUUGACACAACAUAUGUAAGAUGGUUAUACACUGGUGACUUCCCAUUGCUGGCAGCAUGCUGCAUAAAAUCCCAGUUUGGAGCACAAAUGUCCUCAACAAGGUGGUAGCUGCUGGCCAUGUGGCCUACAUUUGACCUGCAUAUAAAGCAUAUGCUUUCAUCAUAGCUUAUUCUGUUGCUUGGGUUGAGAAAACCUGAACAAUGACAGCUGGAAAAUGAAGAGGAUGAGCAUUAUUGGAGUUCGGCCUUUACUACGUGUGCAUGUGCAUGUAUGCACAUGUAUACAGAUGUAAAACAACGUGUAUGGAAAAAAUUUACUGUUUAGAGAAGUCUGUAAAAGAAUUUUUGGUCUGCCAGUGUGUUGUCGUUGCAUAAACUCCAUCCCUGUUACCAGCACACUCAUGGCUGAAAAUACAAGAGUUUUUCUUUUCAGCUUGGUGUAGAUUGUAUUACUUUUCCUGUGCAAGCUCACAGAACAGGGAACAAAGACCUAUGAACAGCCUGGUGCAGUAAGAAGUGCUUGAAUCUGACAAGACAGCAAAUCCCUUGUGUGUGAUUCUUUCAAGUACAAAUCACUCUGCUUUUCUCCCUGGUCAAACAUUAGUGCACACAACUGGUGUUCUUACAUGAGUCUGCAUUUCUUCCCUUUUCUCUCUCAGGUUGUCUCCUUUCUAUUGAAUCUCCCAGGUAAUGGCUGGGGCAGGCCUUUCAGCACCCUCUGAUCAUCCUACUGAUCUUGCUGCACCUCAGAGGAAUCUGUACGUUUCUCCAAAGGAGAUUAAAACAAUAUGGACUUGAUUUUUUUUUUUAAGUGUGUGUACAUAAUAUAAAUUUUUAAAAACCCAGAAAUUGAGGUAUUUAAAUAUUGUUUAAGUCAUACACAUGUAAGUCUCUCCCCUGAAUGCGCCAGAUAUUAAAUGACAGAAAACCUCAUUAAAAAAGACAGGACUCCUUUCAGCCCUUGAGUGAGUGAUGAGCAGAUGGUUCCUUCUGUGGGUAAGACUGGAGUGUCCACAAUUCCAGAUUGCUUGUUGUAAAUAAUGCACCAAAUUGGAUUGCAUAUUCAUGUGGGUUAUCUGCUGUAAAGCAUGGACAGAAAUGCAUGGUGCAGCAACUUUAGGAAUAAGCCAUGUCCACGCUGCAUGUCUUAGUUAUGCCAUAGGCACCAGACAUAAAACUUUUCCUGUGUUUUUUCAACACUACCGUUUUUCCUCCACCGUUUUAAAAUAAUAAUAAAAACCCCUUUAUUUAUAAAUGUGUGGUUUUUUUUUGUUUUUUUAUACUUUGGCUUUUGGUAAAAAUGGAUUAAAUCUUUAAAAUGUCUUUUAUAAUUAUUUGAAAAAAGGUUUUACGUUUGUGGGGUUUUUUUGCACUGUGAAGCGCCCACCUGGGGGCUGUUUUUAACUCUGUAUCCAUUUGUACUCUGUGUCUUAAAUUGUUUCAAUAAAAAUGUGAUCGUUUGUUACCAA
Molecule: messenger RNA, 10048 nt
Organism: Gavialis gangeticus (Gharial)
Lineage: Eukaryota; Metazoa; Chordata; Crocodylia; Gavialidae
Gene: MAPKBP1
Product: mitogen-activated protein kinase binding protein 1
Exons: 31
Coding region: 369-5246 (1625 amino acids)
Molecular function (GO): protein binding
Source: RefSeq, a predicted model, not a curated record